Molecule: messenger RNA, 1939 nt
Organism: Sturnus vulgaris (Common starling)
Lineage: Eukaryota; Metazoa; Chordata; Aves; Passeriformes; Sturnidae
Source: RefSeq, a predicted model, not a curated record
AUGGCGGUGUUGCUGCUGUUGUCGCUGCUGUCGCUGUGGGCGCUGCUGUCGCUGUGGGCGCUGCUGUCGCUGUGGGCGCUGCUGUCGCUGUGGGCGCUACUGCGGCGCGGCCAUGGGCGCGGUCCGCGCUGGGGGGCACUGCACCUGUUGCACCCGCAGGGGGCGCUGCACCUGAGCCGCCUGGCGCGGCGCCACGGGCCCGUGCUGCGCCUGCGCCUGGGAGGCCGCGACGUGCUGGUGCCGAGCUCAGUGGGGACCAUCCGUGAGGCGCUCGUCCGGCACUGGGGGGACUGGCUGGGGCGCCCCAGCAGUUAUCUGGGGUCGCUGGUGUCACAGGGGGGCCGGGACCUGGCACUGGGAGGUCCCUGCCCCGGCUGGCGGCGGCAGCGGGGAGCAGUGCGGGGGGCACUGGCGCGGGCUGGGGGUCGUCUCGGGCCCCUUCUUUGGCUGCAGGGCCGGGAGUUAUGUGAGGAGCUGCGUUCCUAUGGGGCGGCCCCCCUGGACCCCUCUGAGGUGUUCACCUUCCAUACCUGCAGCACCAUCGCACGCCUCCUCUUUGGGGACCUGGUGCCCCCUCCGGGGGAGCUCCGGGCCUUCUCUCGCUGCUUGGGGGAGCUGCUGCAGGUUUGGGGGCGCAGCAGCGUACAAGUGCUUGACCUGCUGCCCCUGCUGCGGGCCCUGCCUAACCCGGGAUUGUGGAAGCUGCUGCGGCUUGUCCAACACCGUGACACCUUUGUGAGGGCCCAGAUCCAGCGGCACCAGGUGGGGAGUCCUGGGGGCAACAAGGGGUCAGGAGCGUGCCCCUCCCCUCCCGUGGACACAGUUUUGGGGGCGCUGCUGGGGCGUAAUUCUGGGGCACGGGGGGGCCCCCUGAGCCCCGCCCGGCUGCACAUGGCACUGGUGGACUUGUUCAUUGGGGGCACUGAGACCACGGCAGCUGCUCUGGGCUGGGCUGUGGCCUUCUUGCUGCACCGCCCUGAGCUGCAGGCGCAGCUGCGGGCAGAGCUGGAGGGGGCACAGGGACCCCCUGGGCCGGGGGACAUGGGGCGCCUGCCCCUUCUUCAGGCCACUGUCAGCGAGACCCUGCGGCUGCGGCCCCCUGCACCCCUGGCGCUGCCCCACUGUGCCCUGCGCCAUACCAGUCUUGAGGGGCUCCCCGUGGUGGCUGGCACUGUCCUGGUCCCCAACCUUCUGGCAGCCCAACAGGACCCUGACAUCUGGCAGCACCCAGAGGUCUUCUUGCCUGAGCGGUUCCUGGCGCCGGGCGCCCCCUCGCGGUCGCUGCUGCCGUUCGGCUGCGGGGCGCGAUCGUGCCCGGGGGAGGGGCUGGCGCGGGCCGAGCUCUUCGUGUUCCUGGGGCUGAUCCUGCGGGAAUUUCGUCUGGAGCCGGGCCCGGGGGGGCUACCGGGGCUCAGGGGGUCGCCGGGCACAGUGCUGCGCUGCCCCCCGUUUCGCCUGCGCAUGGUGCCCUGCCAGCGCCCGGGCUCACCCUGACUCUGGCCUGCCUCCUGACUACAUUUUUACUUUUCCUGAACAUUCUGUGACUCACCUGACAUUUUCUGACCCUUCCUGAAUACACCUGACUUCACCUGAUUCUGUGUGACACUGCCUGAACCUGGCUGACUUUGACCCUUGACUGACCCCACUUGACGUAGGCCUCACCCCUGCCAGCCCUAAUGCCUGACCUUGACACUGGCUAUGACCCCAGCUGUGACCCUACUAAACCCCAUCUGACCCUGCUUGAACCCUGCAUGAUUCCAUCCCAACUCACCUGACCCUUACUAACCUGACUCCACCUGAUCCUAUCUUGUCCCUGCCUGACCCCUGGGUGCCCCCAUUCAAUACCUCAGAUGCCCGAGUCUCCCCCUGAUACCAGGGUCAAUGCAGUGUGGGAGGACCCCAUUUACUUCCUGCCAAUAAAAUUUAUACUUUUGACCCC